AUGAUGAAGAAUCAGAGCAAGCAAGUUACCUCGUUGACGACCACACGUUUGUCGCCACUGGCCAAACCCUUCUCGCUCAACCGGUCUACACUCCAACCAUGUUCAAGUUCCCUUUUUUCAGGGUACCCUUUUCUUGAAUCCCCAAAAGAAGGUGACUUUGAUGGGUUUGCGGAGGAUUUAUUUUUGCCCACUUACUCACCCUUAGACCAUGGGAUGCAAGGAGGGCAUUCUCAAGAGAGCUUGUAUGCCAAAGGAAGUGAUGUUGCUGACUCUACCAUGUUUAAAGAAGGUAAGCAGGCUGUACAUGGGUUGAGUCCCUGCCUAACAGAGUCUGCCGGUACUAGUACAACUGUAGCAGAAGACCUUCUGUCAAAUUCUAAAGGCACAAUGCAUGCAGCUGAUGAAUGUAGCUCUUUUCCUCUUUAUAAUUUCAAGAUUUCUCCACUCAAAUUACUAACAACAGACAUGUUCUCUGCUAAAAACACUUCUCUGAAUCAGUCUUCCAAAAAUAUGGUUGAAAAUGACUCUGACGUGGAUUCUCCUUGUUGGAAGGGAACCAUGGCUUUUUGUGGAACUCCAAUAGAAAAUUCAGGAUCUAUACAAAUUAACAAUGUCGAGAAAGCAACCAGAAAACAUAACAGUUUAAACCCUUUGGCUCCUCAGUUCUUUCCUCGGAUUGGAUAUGCAAAGGACGAAUUUCGAUCUUCCAACUCUUGUGCACCUGUAACUACUAAUUUGUUGUCAGGAGAGCACAUGCUCAUGAAAACUGUUAUGGCUGAAUCCCCUGUAGAACUGAAUAUGGGGAUUGAGCUUCAACCUUCUAGUAACACAUGUGGAAGGGAAAAGGAAGUUGAUAUGAUUCAUUAUCCAAAAAAUAGCUCUGUGGAUCCUGUACUAAAUUUGCACUGUAAGGUGACACAAUCUUCCUCUAAAGAAGAUUGCUCAAUGUCCAAAGGCAAACUUGAAGCUUUUGUGGAUGCUGAUAAUUUGGCAAAGGGAACUAAAGAUCCCAGGGUUUGUAGGUCAAUGAGUGAUGCUUUUACUUCAAAGAGUCAUUCUCGAAUUCCAAUUUUGGCAUCAUCAUCAUCGUCUGGGGUUAGUGUUGUUACUGAUCUUCUAAAAACAUUUGAAGGUAUCUCAAAGUCCUUAAUUAAAUCUCCCAAACCUGAUGUUGGGGUAGUUGUCAGUGUAAUGCAUGUUCUUUCGGAAUUGCUUGUGCAAACAUCCAUAGAUGAAGUAGACUCAAAUAAUGACCAUGGUCAUGAUGAAAUUAUGAUCCAUCAAAUAAUCAAUAACCUAAAUGAUUUUAGCACCAAAAGAUCUGUUCAAAGGAUUCCAACCCUUGAUUCAAUUCCUGCGGAUAGUCCAUUUUGUUAUGAUUGGUCGUUGGAGCUUCCCAAGGGACUUGAAAUGACAAGAAUAGAGACCCUUAAUGAUCCAAACAAACUUCAUCCACAAAAUGAUUAUAUGAAUGAAAAAACAGUUUAUAAAAUGUUUGGUCAGAGUGGAAAGAGUUUUUUAGCACCUAACAGUGAAGAUCAGUACAAAGGCAAUGAAAUUACUCAGGUCAUUCGGAGAAGUCUAGGGAAAGCUCUGCAUUUUGAUAAACACAUGCACCCAGAGGCUUUACUUUUUUUAAACUUAUGGCUUGAUUCUGUAGCGAAACGAUGUUACGGAGAAUAUAAAACUUAUCAUUGCCUUAUGGAAGCUGGGUUGGACGUAAAUUGCACUACUGUUGUGGAUGUUGGGCUCCAUGCUAGGCAUAUCAGUAUUGUGCCCAAUGUGGAUAGUGAAAAAGAGGAAUUUGAUACACACCUCGAACAAUUUCUUUAG
This is a messenger RNA of Sphenostylis stenocarpa, 1833 nucleotides long. Lineage: Eukaryota; Viridiplantae; Streptophyta; Magnoliopsida; Fabales; Fabaceae. The record is from the annotation of a GenBank genome assembly.